Messenger RNA from Lipotes vexillifer (Yangtze River dolphin), 1239 nucleotides. The record is from RefSeq and is a predicted model, not a curated record. NCBI's taxonomy places the organism in Eukaryota, Metazoa, Chordata, Mammalia, Artiodactyla, Lipotidae.
AUGGCCAGCUGGGUGUUCUGUAAUCGCUGUUUCCAGCCACCCCAGGGGACUGCGUGCUUCAGCCUGACUAACUGCGGCCACGUGUACUGCGAUGUCUGCCUGCGCAAAGGUAAAAGGGAUGAAUGCUUGAUUUGUAAAGUUCCAUGUCGUACAGUUCUGCUUUCGAAACGUACGGACUCCGACAUCCAGGCGCUCUUCAUGGGCAUAGAUGGCCUGUGCAGGAAGUACGCAAGGGACACCUCCCAGGUUUCAGAGUUUCAAGAAAAGCACAGGAGGAGACUGGUAGCCUUCUACGGAGAAAAGAUGUCUCAGUUGGAAGAGUCCCUCAGGAGGUCAGCGCUGAGGAUGGGGCAGCUGCAGAGUGUGAGAUUGUCACAACAAACGGCUUUCAGCACAAUAAAAAAUCCAGUUUCAACUCCUUCGACAAAGACCAACGGGCCUCUCUUCCUGCCGCCUGACUCAUCAGCCUCUGCAAGGGUGGAGUCCAUGGAAGUUGACCUCACGCCCUCCCAGAGGAGAAAGGUUGUGGCCUCCAGUGAGGAUGUGGCCCCGUGGAACCCUGAGGGGCUGCACACGCGCACGGCCCCACCACGCCUUCCUGGCACGGGGCCUGGGCCUCUCCAGAACGCCAGUUCUCUGGUGGUAGGAGCUCCCCGCGGAAGAUGUGCUCGCAGCCGACCCCGGGGUGACCACUGGAAUCCUGAGGGCAGGCGAGUACGGCUGCCAACACCCCAGAUCCUCGACGGUAGCUCCCAGGCGCGCUCGAGGAAGCGGAUCCUAUCAGGAGCCACCGCCGUGCAGGAGGAAGGUGGACUCACGGUCCCUGGAAGCAGGCGGCACGGCUGCCAGGAGGGGUGUGGGGGCCGCCCCGCUUGUCUGAAGUCCAGCCGGGCUGAUGAGGGCCGAGUGGGGCAGCGGAUGGAGGGGGGCUCAGAGCCGGCUCUGGAUUGGCAGCUCUUCACAUCAGAGGCACGCUGCGCUCGCUCACAAGCAGACCGGCAGCGUUGCCCGCCGCCCUCAGCACCUCAGCCCGACGCCGCGUCACCCCAGCGAGCCCCCGGCACUCAGGGUCUGCCGGCCUCGGGGGACUCGUGCACGAGCACUGAGCAAGCUCCCGCCCGCCUGGACGUCGGCUCUGCGCCCGCCCGCAGCACGUGCACGUAUCCACCGCCGCGCAGAUGCAUGGGCCCCGUUCUCGGGAAAGGGGGCUGCUGCUGGGGCUGCCGGGCGAGUCUAUGA